Molecule: messenger RNA, 1218 nt
Organism: Plenodomus lingam JN3
Lineage: Eukaryota; Fungi; Ascomycota; Dothideomycetes; Pleosporales; Leptosphaeriaceae
Biological process (GO): sphingolipid biosynthetic process; inositol phosphoceramide metabolic process
Cellular component (GO): inositol phosphoceramide synthase complex
Molecular function (GO): inositol phosphoceramide synthase activity
Source: RefSeq, a predicted model, not a curated record
AUGUCCAACUUCACAGCCCCCGACGAUAGCCAAUGGAACAGCAAACCUGCGUGGAAACUGCCAGGAUGGUGUGAACCAGUAAUGGUGGCAAGCAUAUUGUUCUUUGCCAUGUUCAUGACCCGAAAACGAAACUACAAAAUAUUCGAUCGAUCGUCAGCGCAAAAUGGCUAUCUCGAUAGCGACCCAGACUUGUCUACUGAUCGCCUACUUCCACCUGGAAGUGAAACUGACGGCGAGUUCGACGAGGUGUUUUUAACGAAAUCUCCGCCAAAAGUACGAAGGGUAUGCUGCUGGAAGGUCACCACGCCAAACACGUCAAGAUUUCGCAAGAACAUUCAUAGUCGCAUCCUGCAGCGCUUUCCCUUCCUGAUUGAAAUGUUCUACUGGAUCAUCAACUACGCUUUCUACCGCAUGACCUCUGUACUGUCGAGUAAACUUUUCGCUGGCAGGGGGAUUUGGGACGUUGCGCAAGAGCAUGGGAUUGCUGUAUUGGAAGCAGAGCAGUACGGUCUGCUGAGCUUUCUGUUUCCAGUCCGAGAGCGCGAUGUGCAACAGUGGUUCAUGCAUGGCCACCAGGAUAUGCUCACGGUGCUGAACAAGUGCUAUGCGCUUAUCCACAUCCCUGGGACGGUUGGCUUCAUCUGCUGGUACUACUAUGUCGCCCCUUCUUUCGACACUUUUGCCGUUGCCCGCCGAACACUUACGCUCACCAAUUUCUGUGCUUUUAUAACUUUUGUCAUAUACCCUUGCAUGCCGCCCCGUCUGCUUCCUAAGGAAUACGGUUUUCUCGACACGGUCCGCCACGACGAUGCACAGAGUGUUUGGAUGAGCGGGAAAUUCGUCAAUCAGCUGGCCGCCAUGCCAUCCAUGCAUUUCGGCUAUGCGUUUUGCAUUGGCAUGACCAUGAUCUACCACUCCGGGCUUUUCCGCCGCACGCUCGAACGCGGUGAGGUUCGCAAAUCCGUCUUCUGGAAGAUAUUCUACCUUGUUCUCGGUGUUGGAUACCCCUCUUUUAUCUUGACUGUCAUUGUCGCCACGGCGAAUCAUUACUUCAUGGAUGCUAUGGUGGCGACUGUGUUUGUCUUCCUGAGCUUUGCACUUAACAAGGUGUUUUAUGUGUUCAUCCCACUAGAGGAUCUGCUUCUAUACGUAUUGAGAGUGGAUAAGCCAGUACCCACAACUGGCGAACGAUUCCACGAGAAGGGAGGGAGGAUCUAG